This is a messenger RNA of Anopheles aquasalis, 1961 nucleotides long. It is a transcript of the gene Smyd4-4, whose product is annotated as SET and MYND domain containing, class 4, member 4. Gene Ontology annotation, molecular function: protein binding. The record is from RefSeq and is a predicted model, not a curated record. NCBI's taxonomy places the organism in Eukaryota, Metazoa, Arthropoda, Insecta, Diptera, Culicidae.
GCCGCCAACUCGUGAUUUCUGAGAGUAAUUAGUGGUUAAGGAUAAGCCUUUGCGAUACUAGAUAGCCAGAAAAGUAAGCAUGUCCGAGCGACUAGAAGAAAAGUUUGGAGCGUGGGAACUUUUUGAUGCGCUGUGGAGCAAACUGUGCGCAGAACUUCCCGGAAAAGGGGAAAAGCGCACCGGUAAGAUUGAUAAGCAGUUGGAAGAGCAGUUGGAACAAGAAUGGGACACGGCCUGGGUUAGGGACUCCAUGAAGCUGGGCGAGGAUACGAAAAGCGAAGAAAAAGCAAAUGCCGCUCGCGCGAAGGGCAAUUCCUACUUCCAUCCCAAAGUGAAGCGCUACAUCGAGGCCGUAAAGCAGUACAACGAGAGCCUCUGCUACUCGGAACCGGCAUCCGAGGCGAGAGCCAUCGCGUACGCCAAUCGCUCGGCCGUCUGCUACGAUCUCCAUCGUUAUGAGGAAUGCCUCGAGAACAUCCGGCUUGCCCGGGUCGCAAAUUAUCCGGAACGGUUGGCGGAUAAACUCGCGAAGCGCGAACAAGCAGCCAAGCAGGCCUUGGCGGAUAAGGCUACAGGAGGAGGAGAUUCUACCAAACCGCAGCAAAUACGCUCGCUAACACUAACGUACGAAGCAAACGGAAAGGUUCCCCAAGUGGCCAACUGUUUGGAGCUCGCAGAAAGCAAACAGUUCGGUCGCUACGUGAUAACGAAUCGCGAUCUAAAAGCCGGCGAUAUUGUGGCCCAUGAGCAGCCGACGCACACCAUCCUAGUCGAUACCUAUCGGCACAUGCGGUGCGAUUACUGCCUUCAGGAGCGCUUGUACACGCUCUUGCCCUGCGAGGGUUGCACGGUGGCCAUGUACUGCUCGGAUGAAUGCCGGACGCGGGCCCAGCUGACCUAUCAUCGCUACGAAUGUCCGAUCAUACGCGAUAUGUGGCGUAUUUUCACGAAAAUCCCUGUGAUGGCAUUGCGCACCGUAACCAUGGCGAUAACAUUUUUCGAUCACAACCUAGACGAGAUGCUGGAGCACCUGGAUACGUUGAACGAAGCGACCGUUAAUCCGUUUGCGAUGGACUGGACGGCGGCCACGAAGCGCGAUAUCUACAAUACCGUGCACGUGUUGGCCACCAAUGAGCGUGUGCGCGACUGUAAGGACAUGGGGCAACGUAUCUUUUUUGCUCUCAUCAUUCGACAGCUGCUACUAGAUCGCACGCCACUCGGGGCCAUGUGCACCGGUGAUCCGAAAAAGACACAAUUACUCUACGACCUUCUGCGGCGCCAUCUGCAAACCACCCCUACGAACAUGCACUCGCUGUACUACAUGAAGUACCAGAUAAAACCUAACAAUUUCGAACCGGCCAUCUUCGCGUCCGCCUGCUUUCCGGUGCUCAGCAUGAUCAACCAUUCGUGCGCACCAAAUAUGACGCGGGUCACCUUGCCCGAUAGAAGCUGCGGAGUGUUGAUCAUCCGACCGAUCGCCAAAGGCGGUCAGCUCUUUGAUAAUUAUGGAAACCAUCACUGCCUUCAGGAUCGUGCAACGAGACGUACGGAGCUGAUGCGCCAGUAUCGGUUCCAGUGUAACUGUGAGGCAUGCAGCAAUAAUUAUGCGAUAUUACACCGUUUGCCAAGUGUCGAUCCAAGGCGAUAUGGUAUGAUUGACUCAACAAGAAUCUACGACGAUCUGGAACGCCACGAGAUGAAGCUAGCGGAGGAAUGGUACCCACAGCUGCUGAAGUACAUAAACCACCUGGGCUACCAGUAUCCACGCUAUGAACUGAGCAGUGCGCAGGAACUGUUUUUGCGUGCGUUCGAAAUUCAGUACAAGGAAUCUGAAUCCCUAGAAGACUUUGCCUUCUGUAAUCCAUGAAUCUUAUGACGUGUAGGUGUUUGAUUAUAAAUGUUCCUUUGGAGUUGAGGUAAUUUUGCCUCCGUAUGAAGUAUUAAACAACGAAAACAACGUA